AGCGAUCCCGAGCCACCUGUAGCAUCAAGAUCAAGACGUGACCUGCACGUGUAGAAGCAUUGCAGGCCUGAUCAAAUGGCCCUGCACGACUUAUACAGCCUGGAAGUAGGAGGUUCCUUACCCCUGAUGCAAGUGAUGCUAAGAAUGGGUGAAAAGAAAUUGGAAAUAUGUGUAGAUUCCCUGGACUCUGCAAUAGCAGCAAUGAAGGGUGGAGCAGACCGCAUUGAACUGUGCUCAGCACUCUCAGAGGGCGGACUUACACCUACCUUGGGACUUCUUCGAGCAGUGCAGAAGCACAACUCAAGACAUAUAGAAAUAUUUUGUAUGGUCCGUCCUCGUGGGGGGCCCAUGGUAUACUCUAAGGGGGAGGCACAAAUUAUUAUGGAUGAUGCAGCAUCCUUGAAGAAAGGAGGGGCUGAUGGACUUGUGUUUGGAGCAUUAAACAUAGCUGGAACAAUCCAUCAAGACCUAAGCAAACAGUUCAUACAGGUUGCAGAUGGUCUGCCAUGUACAUUCCAUAGAGCUUUUGAUCUUGUUCAGGAUCCUCUUGGUGAACUAGAAAAUCUAGUACAGCUAGGAUACCAGAGAAUUCUUACAAGUGGUGGUAAGCCAACAGCGCUGGAAGGUUGUGAUGUCUUGAAGAAACUAACAAAUGCAGCAGGUGGUCGAAUUACAAUCAUGGCUGGAGCUGGUGUGAAAUCUAGUAAUGUAGUUGACAUUAUUCAGAGAACUGGAGUUUCUGAGUGUCACGCUUCAGCUAAAAUUUGUAGGGUAUUUGAAUGCAAGAAUGCUGAGGAGGUUAGAAUGGGAACCAGCAAUGAUAAUGUUGUUUUUGUGACCAAUGAAGAGGAAGUACAUGCUAUAAAGUUAGCCAUAGGCAAGACUUAGGCCCUCAUUUGCAAGGCAAGUUUUUCAGUUAUAAUCUGACUAAUUUUUUCUAGUUUAGUGUUGACAACAGAAGAGCUUUCAUUCACGUCCAUCCAUGCAUCUCAGCCUUCUGUACUACUACUACUACAGUCUCUCUCUCUCUCUCUCUCUGGCAAUUUAGAUUUCCUAUGGAGAAAAAUGGUUUUGCUUAACAAGUGUUUUGCAUUACAAGUAAGAUUCUUGAAUGAAUUGUGAUUGUUAAGCAAGGUUUCAAUGUAUUUUAGAAACAUCUAAUCAAGUGUAAAACUACCAAUAUUGCAUUAUAUAUGUGAUGAUUGUACUUGCUAUGCUUAGGAUAUCAACUUCAUAGACCCUUUCAUAUAUGAGUCUGAACAAAGAAAACUAGAGAGAUGUGGAUCAUAUUUUUCUAUCUAAAAAAUAAACAUCUGUGAGUGUUUCAUAAUACUAUUUGUAAUAUAAAAUUAUGUAAAGCAAACAUGGAUGGAGGUUCUUGUGCAUGUAAAAUCUCAGCUGCUACCUUUAACAGCUGAAAAAUCUUUAUAGCUGUAAAUUAUUUAUUUACAUGAUUGAAUCAUCAUUGCCUGAAACCAUACUUAUUCAAGAUUUACAUUGUAUAUCAUGUCCAAACUAUCAUAGCAAUAAUCAGUAAACACAUUUUGUCAACCUAUAUGUGUGAGUUAAAUGAUGGGAGAUAUUCUUACUAUUGUUCAAGUAAAAUACUAGAAAGUGCACUUUCUUAGUUAAUUCUUUUUAUGGAGUUACAUAGGGUCUAAGUUCAUCAAGACACUUCUGACAUCUCUUGUGGAUAAAUCAUAGUGUAAGUCUUCUACAAAUUCUUCAUAAAGCUGAACUGAUUGACAACUCUAGGUUUCCAUGCACAAUGCCAAUGAUGGCUUUUCAGUCAUGCACAUAUCAAUGUGAAAUAAAAAGCUGCAUUUAGUCA
Portunus trituberculatus (swimming crab) is the source of this 1831-nucleotide messenger RNA. Its product is annotated as copper homeostasis protein CutC-like. The coding region runs from base 76 to 888 and encodes 270 amino acids. The transcript is spliced from 7 exons. Gene Ontology annotation, molecular function: copper ion binding. The record is from RefSeq and is a predicted model, not a curated record. Lineage: Eukaryota; Metazoa; Arthropoda; Malacostraca; Decapoda; Portunidae.